GUUCUGCUGAUCCCUGAGGCGGGCUGGGCUGUGAUGCCACAAAGGGGCUGAGCGCUGGCGUCAGGCAGGGCUGUGAUGACGUCCCAGGGCUGUGCUGGCCGCAGCACUGUGACAUCACCGGGCCGGCGCUAUAUAAGACGGGCCAGCGCCCGCAGCUGCCAGUGCAGUCGCGAUGGGACGUGCCGGAGCCAUGGGUGACGGUGGAGUCCUGAUGACUGCGCUUGUCCUGCUGCUGGCCGCUGUGGCUGUCUGGUGGGCCUUUGGCCACUGGCGACCACGGAGCUGGCGGAGAGCGGCAGCGAAGAGGACAGCGAAGAGGAGCAAGCGCCCCGGGUUCCGGCCCAGAGGCUCACGGAGGACGCGAGGAGCCCUUGCGGCUCCCAGGUUCCCCAGGCCUCGCGCGACUCCUCGCAAGCGGCCAGGUGCUCCCGCGAGCCCCCUGGGCAGCCCCUGCAGCUGCGGCCCCUGCGUGGCAGUGGCCCAGGAGCUGCAGGAACUGAUGCUGCUGCUCUGGGAUGGCAACGGGACACGGGCGCCGCUCUACUCUGGGAUGUGGCAGGCGUUGUGGAAAGAACUGGAGGAGCUGCUGCAGCGAGGCCACCUGCCCUGCUGUGGCUUGUCCAGCUCCUCCAGAAGCCUCCAUCCCUUCAAGAGGCUGCUCCCAGCAAGAUUCUCCAUCCCUGGGAGAGCCUCAAGGCCUGCAAGGAUGGCACAGCAGGGGGGAGCCGCCAUCCAUGCAGGAACCUCAGGCUGUCAGAGCCCCUGCAUCCUGCCAGGAGCCUCUGCAAUCUCUGACAGCCUCCAUCCCUCGCAGAGGCUCAGUGAGACCUGUCAGCCUGCAGAAGGUGCAGAGCCCACGGACAGGUCUCCCAGCUCCCUUGGACUCACGGACUUCAACAACACGGGCUCAAUCCUGACCAUUGACGUGGCAGGGGAAAGCCCAGAAGUCCAAAUGGGAGCCCAGCCCGAUGCAGGGGAGCCGUCUCAGGAGCAGCUGGUGGAGCAGCAAGCGUCCUGGAGCCGGCAGUGGUCAUCCCACAGCGGCCAGGAGGCUGUGCCGGUUGUGCCAGCUGGCGACGGCCCGAGCCUGGUGGUGGAGAUGAGCCUCCAGACACCAAGGAGGUUCCUCCAUCUCCAGGAAGCUGCCCCAAGAGAGCCCUCGACUGCCAGGAAGGGCUUUCUAAUAGCAGCUGCUCCUGGGACGCCCCUAUGCGAAGCCUCGGGCUGUAGCCCCGGCCCUCGUCAAGAGCAGAGUCCAGCCCACGACGCCGGGGACAGCGACGGUGCCGCCCUGCCCCGCUGCACUGGGGCUCCUGCAGCCGCCUGUGCGUGCGGCCCUGGCCCAGCUCUGCCGCUCGCCGGCCCGUCGGCCGCCGGGCGGCGGCCACUGCCCGGCGCGCAGCAGGAAGCAGGUGAGAGCAAGGUGGCCCGGAGUGGCCAGGCCCGCUUCCCUGGCGGGCGCUUGUGGGGGGUUCCUGGGCGCAAGGCUGAUGGCUCGCUCUUGGCCGCAGGGCAAAAGAAGCAGCUGCAGGAGCUGUACCAGCUGGGCCCGCAGCUGGGCAGCGGCGGCUUCGGCACCGUUUUCUCGGGCAUCCGCCUCUCCGAUGGGAGCCCGGUGGCCAUCAAACGUGUGGCCCGGGAGAGCGUCCUGCAGUGGGUCGAGCUGCCCGACGGCACCUGCGUGCCCAUGGAGAUUGUGCUCAUGGAGAAGGUGGGCUCUGACUGCCACAACAUCAUCCAGCUCCUCGACUGGUUUGAGCUGCCUGACAGCUUUGUGCUGGUGAUGGAGCGUCCGGAGGCAUCGCAGGAUCUCCUGCAGUUCCUGCAGGAGCACGAGUUCCUGUGCGAGGGGAUGGCGCGCUGGCUUUUCUACCAGGUGCUGGAGGCCGUGCGGCACUGCACCGCCUGCGGCGUCCUGCACCGGGACAUCAAGCCGGAGAACCUCCUCGUGGCCCCGGAGAGUGGCGACCUGAAGCUCAUCGACUUCGGUUGCGGCACCUUCCUCCAGGAGCAGGCCUUCACGCGGUUUGCCGGUGAGCCCAUGGCCUGGGCCCUGCUCCCGGUGCCAGGCACUGCACGGCCCCGUUCCCUCCUGGGCCGCGGGCUGCGACCUUCAGCCGGCUGCCCUUUGGCACGGGGCAGAUGCCGUGCCCCAGGAGCCGGCUGCCGGCCCUGCCGACAGAGGGGGGCGGCAAAAGCCAGCUCCCGGCCCCUGGGCUCAGCAGGCCCACAAGGGCCUGGGCUGCUCCGCUGGCCUUCUUUGCCUUGCAGAAUGGCUUCUUGCCUUUGGCCAGCUGGCUGGGGGACGCGGGGUGGCCUUGGGGGGGAAGCUGUGGCUGCGGCUGCAGCCCCUGCCUCAGCCAGGAGGCUGGCGCCAGGCUCUGGAAGGCAGCAGCCUGCGCCUAGACAGCGCCGCCUGUCUCCCCUAGGAACGCACGCGUACAGCCCGCCCGAGUGGAUCUGCCUUGGCUGCUACCACGGCCAUGGGGCGACCGUCUGGUCCCUGGGCGUGCUGCUGUACGUCAUGGUCUGCGGGAGCCUCCCCUUCAGGGACGACCAUGACAUCGUGCUGGGGCAGCUCUUCUUCUGGCAGCAGGUCUCUCCAGGUUGGUACCCGGCCUCAAGAAGGCGGGCUUUGGCAGAGGGCGGCGCGCAGCCCGGCGCGGCCCUCACGCAGCUCCGCGGGACGUCGUUCUGCCCUCAAGGGCCGGCCGCAGGAGGCGGCCCGUGCCGAGGGGGUCAGCGCGGCACGGGCGGCCGAAGGAGGCGGCCGUGUCCCGCCGUGCCGCUCUCCCGCGCGGGGCAGAGUCGGUCGGGAGGCCGGCGCAGCCCUGAGCACACGCGGCGCGGCCCGGGCCCUGCAGGCGACGGGGGCAGCUGGGCAGGAGACUUCUGCCAGUGACCGGCGCUUUCUGGCUUCUCUCCCCAGAGUGCCAACAUCUGAUCCAGUGGUGUUUGGCCAAGCACCCU
Molecule: messenger RNA, 2970 nt
Organism: Vidua chalybeata
Lineage: Eukaryota; Metazoa; Chordata; Aves; Passeriformes; Viduidae
Exons: 4
Coding region: 173-2902 (909 amino acids)
Biological process (GO): protein autophosphorylation
Cellular component (GO): cytoplasm
Molecular function (GO): ATP binding; protein serine/threonine kinase activity
Source: RefSeq, a predicted model, not a curated record